This is a messenger RNA of Pocillopora verrucosa, 1872 nucleotides long. RefSeq names its product glucoside xylosyltransferase 1. Gene Ontology annotation, molecular function: UDP-xylosyltransferase activity. NCBI's taxonomy places the organism in Eukaryota, Metazoa, Cnidaria, Anthozoa, Scleractinia, Pocilloporidae. Gene Ontology annotation, biological process: protein O-linked glycosylation via N-acetylgalactosamine. The record is from RefSeq and is a predicted model, not a curated record.
GAUGUUUACUUUCCGCUUUUCUUCCGCUCAGGUGUUGUCUUUUCACGCCAUGAACCUCAGAUGGGAUUUAAAUUUCUCUCCAAGAUAGCAGUGGCACUCGGCAUAGCUUUAGUUAUCGUAGUACUUUUGGAAUUUGUUUUGUUAAUUUCUUAUGUAAAGGAAACCGAUGCAGAUAUUUUACCAAACGCUGAAGAGUCAUCAAUUAGUUACGAUGGUAUUAAUAAUCAUGUCACGACAGUCCACGAAGCAGUCCCAUCGAAAAGAAAAUCAGAACCUGAAAGGGAACAGAUCAACUAUAAACCGACUAAAAGAAUAUUUACCUCACUCUCUUCUAAUAUCCACGUAAGUUCUGUGAUUUGUGGAGAGCGGUCUGUGGAAGCAACAACAAUGCUCAAGUCAACCACUUUAUUCACAAAUAGAACUAUACAAUUUCAUGUUGUUGCAGAAGAUAACCUUCAUGCUGAACUAAAAAACAUUUUCAGGGAAUGGUCCUCUGUUAAAUCUAGUCAAGUCUUAUUAAAACUUUACUCUUUACACUUUCCUCCUGGAGAAAAUGCUGAGGUGUGGAAACGACUUUUCAAGCCAUGUGCAGCACAAAGAUUAUUUCUUCUGGAUGUUUUGCAUUCUGUUGAUAGUGUCCUGUAUUUAGACACUGAUGUUCUCAUGCUCAGACCAGUGGAAAAUCUUUGGGACCAUUUUAACCAUUUUGAUGAUAAACAGCUUGCCUCAAUGGCUCCAGAGGGUGAAGAAAAAGCACUCUCCUGGUAUCCAAGGUUUGCUCGUCAUCCUUUUUAUGGGAAAAAUGGAAUGAACUCUGGAGUAAUGCUCAUGAACUUGACACGAAUGCGGGAAUUUGACUGGACUAAAAAGAUUCUAGAAGCAUACCAUAAGUACAAACUCAGCAUAACAUGGGGAGACCAAGAUCUCUUGAAUAUUGUCUUCCACGAUCACCCUGAGUUACUAUACACAUAUACAUGUGAUUGGAACUAUCGUCCAGACCACUGCAUGUAUGGAAACAAUUGUGGGCCAGCCAGCAACAAAGGCAUUUCAGUAGUUCAUGGUAACAGAGGGGUAUACCACAAUGACAAGCAACAAUUCUUUAAAGCAAUUUACAUGGCCAUGAAAGACUUUAAACCUGGUGAUGACAGAAAAUUGCUGCUGAAGAGUUUGGAAGGAAAUUUGAAUGCUGUGUCUGACCCUUACUGUGGAGCUAUGACUGAAAGUAUUCUAAAAUAUCCCAGACUUUUUUUAGAUUGAGUAUUUCUUUCACAAGACUUUAAAGUUUCAAAAUAAAAAUGUCUUUUGAUUAUUUUAUGGCAGUGCUAUGAGAACUCUCUGCAAUUUACUUCAACCCCUUCACCCAGAAAAUCUCAUUAUAAAUUCUCUGUACAGUCAUCUAUAUGUUUCUUAAUUUGAGCUCUGAGAAUGUGGUAUUUAAUCAAAUGUAAUACUCUAGUUGAUAUUUUUGUCUUCUUCCCACCUCUUUGCUGGCAAUUUUAUCAAUGACAUCAGGAGAAUCUCAUUUUUGGUCACUCCUGCAGGUGAAAGGGUAAAUAAGACUUCUCAUAUUAUAGUUUUCUCUAGAGUAUGGACCCCCUCCUCUAUAUCUUUGUCAAGUAGGUGAAGAACUUUAGCGCUUAAUAAUGGUAAUUGAACUGAGUGAAGUGCAAUUUGGGCUGAAAUCAUACGUGUGAUUUCAAAAUUGAACAAGCGUGCAGUGCAAGUUUGAUUUGAAAUCACAAGUAUGAUUUCAGACCAAAAUACAUCCAUUUUGAAAUUGCUCAAGUACAGGACUUGGUCAGUUCAAAUAUAUGAUGCACUACUGAGCUGGUGUGAAAUUAAAUUGAUCCGUUUUUUGGUGGGAAAAAGUAA